Trichomonas vaginalis G3 is the source of this 1239-nucleotide messenger RNA. RefSeq names its product protein ubiquitination. The record is from RefSeq and is a predicted model, not a curated record. The transcript has a single exon. NCBI's taxonomy places the organism in Eukaryota, Parabasalia, Trichomonadida, Trichomonadidae. The coding region runs from base 1 to 1239 and encodes 412 amino acids.
AUGUUCCAGCUAUCUUCAGCUGGUCUAAAAAACAUUAAUGAAACUCAGUUUGUAACUAUCAGAUUCAAUGAUUCUGAGUAUAAACUUGGGAUAAUCAGAGCUCAAUUCCUUUCAACAAAGAUUAAAUCAGAUACAACAGAAUUUAUUAUACCAAUUGCAGAGAAAAACAAUAGCUUUUCAUAUGUUUUGAAGUUGUUGAAUGGUGAGAAACUCGAAAUUCCCGAAAAUGUUAAAAUUCACGUUGGCUCCAUUGGAAUGUUUCUUCAAAAUGAAGAGUUAAUAAAUAUUGCAAAUACAGUUGACUUAUAUCCAUCAAAUGUUAUUUCAAUUUUAAAGCAAAAACUUGAAUUUCAUCUUAAUAUCACUCGAGAAAUCGAAUAUAUCGCCUCUCAUCUCUUUGAAAUGGAAGAAAGCGAUAUAAAACUUCUAGAUGUUGAUACACAGUACCUAAUAUUUAAUUCUUCCUCUGCAAAAAUAGAAAAUGAAAGUUGGAGAUUUGGCUUAAUAUCAGAACAAGUUAGAGAUAAUGGCGAUCGAUUCAUAAAGCUUUACGAAACAGUAGACUUUACAAAACUUUUACCAAACGAAAAAGAAGAAUUUCUUAAUUUGGUACCUUUAGAGAAGUGUACACCAUUACUAUACCAGAAACUGAUUUAUGGAUCUAUCAAAGCAACUCCUGAUAAGCAAGAAAAAGUCGAAAUACCUAAAAAAGAAGAAAAAUCAUUAGGAAAAACGUUCAAGAAUGAAAUUGACGGAUCAUUAGAUGGAAUUAUCAAUUAUUUAACUAAGAAGAACAACGGAAACGUGGCCGCAAAGAAAAUUGUUGAUGUUUCAUCAUCGAGUCAAUUUAUUCAUUUUUCACCAGAAAAUUUAGUUAAUUACGAUUCGAAGAAUAUGUUCCAGUCUCUCAAUGAAGAAGGAUCAUGGGUUCAAUUUGAUUUCAAGAACCUUCAAAUUGAUGUUUCAGGUUAUACAAUCGUUACAAAAGAAGGAAACCAAAACGACCAUCACUUGAAGUCUUGGGUUCUUGAGGCAAGUAACGAUGGAAAUACAUGGACGAUUCUUGACGAAGAGAAAAAUAAUGUUGACUUAAAUGGUCCUUCACAUAAAAAGACCUUCGAAGUCAGAAAUCACGGAUCAUAUUCGAAAUUUAGAAUCAGAAUGACAUCAGUUGCACAUUCAGGUUAUUGGGCUUUUGCUGCUUCAGCAAUAGAAUUCUUUGGUAAUUUAAUAGAAUAA